Quercus robur (English oak) is the source of this 922-nucleotide messenger RNA. RefSeq names its product proline-rich protein 4-like. The transcript has 2 exons. Bases 74 to 724 code for a protein of 216 amino acids. NCBI's taxonomy places the organism in Eukaryota, Viridiplantae, Streptophyta, Magnoliopsida, Fagales, Fagaceae. The record is from RefSeq and is a predicted model, not a curated record.
UUCGAAGUGAGUCACUGUGUCAAAGUUUUAGUUUUCAUUAUACUAUCAUAAGGUAGUAUAAGGAGAGUUCACAAUGAGAACUAAAUCCUUUUGUCAAGGGGCUUUUUUGGGCUCCUUGGUUUGCUUCUUGCUUGUUGUGAGUUGCUAUGCUGAGCAAGACCAAACCACUUCAGGACUUGGUGUACCAUCUCAUAACGAAGAGUUCAAUACAGCUGCAGACCUUGAUGAAGGGAAAUUCAAGAAACCUAUUCCCUUUUUUAAGAAGCCAUUCCCACCGAAAAUUCCAAUUUUCAAGAAGCCAAUUCCUCAUCCAAUUCCAGUUUUUAAGAAACCACUUCCUCCACCAAUUCCAAUUGUUAAGAAGCCAUUUCCAACAGUUCCAGGUUUCGAAAAACCAGUUAUUCCACCAAUUCCAAUAGUAAAGAAGCCACUUCCACCCUUCAAGAAACCAUCUCUUCCACCACUUCCACCUUUCAAGAAGCCACUUCCACAUUUCAAGAAGCCAUUACCAAUUAAGAAGCCUCUCCCACCUAUUCCAGAUUUGAAGAAACCAUUUCUUGAUGAGAAACCUAUUCCAUUUUUUAAGAAGCCUCCAAUUCCAGUAUUCAAAAAGCCAUUUCCCCAUCCAAUUCCAAUAAUAAAGAAGCCAUUCCCACCUCUUAAGAAGCCACUCUUUCCCCCUUUCCCAAUUCACAAACCAAUUGUCAAGAAACCUAUUCCAUAGAGGAAAAAAAAAAAAGGGAUUGCUAUAGUAUUACUAUAGUAAUUUAAUAAAGUGGAAAGAAUGAGUAAUUCUUAUCUAUUUAUGUAGUUCACAUGAUGUUAUUAUUGUUGUUGUAUGUCUCACAUUUUCAUCAAAUAUUAAAAAGGGGAUUGUAGUCCACGAAAUUACAAUCCUAUAAAAUUUAUUUCCCAAAGAUAA